AUGUAUCCCACCCAGGAAUGCAUUGAUGAGGAGCUGCUAGAAUGGACAAGGGAAGGAAGACCGCAGGAGGAUAGUUGGAAUGGUGGAAAGAACUGGAAGGAUUGGAAGAAUGGGAUGGAUGUGAAGGAUGGAAAUAAGGUAGCUAUGCCAUUUCCGGCAUGGGAGGAGAUCGAACGAGGCCCAUUGGCUCUUCACCAGGCCUUCAUUCAAAUCCUCUCCGCCGACCCAACAGCCCUCCGAACCGGAGGCUUGGACGUCCGGUUCACAGGCGAGGGCGGGGCCGCAGGUCCGGGAGUGCUUCGGGAGUUCUUCGCCUUCGUUCGGGCACACCUCUUCGACCCGAACCUGGGUCUCUUCUCUCCCGUACCUCACGACCCGAGCCGGUUCUCCCUCUCCCUGGCGUCCCGAGCCAACCCUGCCGAAGCCAAGGAGUACCUUCGGUUCGCUGGACGUAUCCUGGCCCUUGCUUUGGCACAUCAGGUCCCGUUGGGAGUGAAGCUGUCCCGGUGCUUGUUUGCGCUGCUUGCUGCUCGCACACCCUCCCUUGCUGAUGCUUCUGAUGAUGAUCCCCAGUUGGUGUCUAGCUGUCGGUCUUUGCUGGCUAUGGCUGAAAGGGAGAGGGGAGAAGCAGCACAGGGAGGAGGAGGAGGAGGAGAAGGAGGAGGAGGAGGAGGAGGAGGAGGAGGAGGAGGAGGAGGAGGAGGAGAGGAGGAGGAGGAGGAGGAGGAGGAGGAGGAGGAGGAGGAGGAGGAGGAGGAGGACUAG
Molecule: messenger RNA, 765 nt
Organism: Closterium sp. Yama58-4
Lineage: Eukaryota; Viridiplantae; Streptophyta; Zygnematophyceae; Desmidiales; Closteriaceae
Source: the annotation of a GenBank genome assembly